This is a messenger RNA of Dinoponera quadriceps, 573 nucleotides long. Its product is annotated as ATP-binding cassette sub-family G member 1-like. Gene Ontology annotation, cellular component: plasma membrane. The transcript is spliced from 3 exons. The record is from RefSeq and is a predicted model, not a curated record. Lineage: Eukaryota; Metazoa; Arthropoda; Insecta; Hymenoptera; Formicidae. The annotation marks the transcript as partial. Gene Ontology annotation, molecular function: ABC-type transporter activity.
CGACACCUAUUUCGUACAAUGCUUCUGUAGUGAAACUAUUUUAUCGUACGCAACUCAUGUCGCAUGACACACGAGAUAUUCGCAAAAAAGCCUAUAAUAAUUUAACAGCGAAGGAACUAACGCACGAUUAACAUUUUAGCGAUGGACGUCGCGAUACCGGUUGACUAGGACAAGAAGGAAAACGCCAACGUGGCAUUGCUCGAGGACUCCAUCGCGGUGGCGCCGGAGAGAUAUCCGACUUCGGAAUGGAUGCAGUUCUACAUCAUCCUGAGUCGUGCUUUGCUCUUCAGUCGCAGAGAUUGGGCUCUCAUGUGGCUGCGGUUCUUCGCUCACAUUCUGGUGGCGUUGUUAAUCAGCGUGUUGUACUACGACAUCGGAAACGACGGCGCCAAAGUACUUAGCAAUCUGGGAUUCCUGUUCUUCAACAUGCUGUUUCUCAUGUAUACUUCCAUGACAAUCACCAUUUUAUCCUCCCCGUUGGAACUGCCUGUACUUUUAAAGGAGAACUUCAACAGAUGGUACUCUUUGAAGUUGUAUUACCUUGCAAUAACUCUCUCGGACAUACCAUUUCAG